Amblyraja radiata (thorny skate) is the source of this 1402-nucleotide messenger RNA. RefSeq names its product transmembrane protein 42a (gene tmem42a). Lineage: Eukaryota; Metazoa; Chordata; Chondrichthyes; Rajiformes; Rajidae. The record is from RefSeq and is a predicted model, not a curated record. Bases 44 to 436 code for a protein of 130 amino acids. Gene Ontology annotation, cellular component: membrane. The transcript has 3 exons.
GUCACGGUGCCGGGCGGGCGGCAGGAGCAGGAGCAGGUGGAGGAUGUCGGGGCUGAGGGAGGCGCUCGGUGCCGGCGCUCUGGGAGCUGCGGCCGCGGCCUCCGCCAAACUCUGGCUGGGAGGCGGGAGCGGGCCUGGGCCUGGGCCGGUGCUGCACGCGCUGCGCUGGCUUGGCUGUGGCGGGCUGGUCGUCCUCUGUAACACGUUGAUGUGGACAUUAUUUGCGAAAGCACUGAGAUAUUCCUCGUCUUCACGAACCACCCUGACGACUACUGCCUCCAAUUUUCUCUCCUCAGCCUGUCUGGGGAAGCUGCUGUUCGGGGAGGAGCACGGGCUGUUGUGGUGGCUGGGGUUGGCCCUGAGCCUCGCUGGGCUGCUGCUGCUACACACUGCUACAGACACGGAGCAGGCAGGCGUGUACACCAAGGAGGAGUGAGGGGUGUGUGUGUGGAGGCACGUGAGGGGAGGGGGAGACCGAGGGUGGUGACAUUGCUGGCAGUGCGGAGUGAGGUGAAGGGCAGGGAGAUGCUGGCAGUGCCGAGGCCACGGACAUCCUUUGCGGACAGUUAACAGGAGCUUUGCUGUGGGAAAUUUGAAUGAACAAAACCAGCCUGUUUUGUGUAACUACAGACAUGACUGGUUGCUUCUGCCUAGGCCCUGAGCACACACCGGACCCUGGCAGAAUCUCCCAGUCCUGGGCCACAGCAACCCCACGGUAACACCGUGUCCCCCCCCCCUCACCACGGUAACACCACCCCCCCCACACCACGGUACAAUGUCAUAAGGGACAGGAGCAGAAUUAGGCCCCUCAGCCCAUCAAGUCUACUCCGCCAUUCAAUCACGGCUGAUCUAUCUCUCCCUCCUAACCCCAUUCUCCUGCCUUCUCCCCAUAACACCCAAUAGACAAUAGAUAAUAGGUGCAGGAGUAGGCCAUUCGACCCUUCGAGCCAGCACCGCCAUUCAAUGUGAUCAUGGCUGAUCAUCCCCAAUCAGUACCCCGUUCCUGCCUUCUACCCAAAUCCCGACUCCGCUAUUUUUAAGAGCCCUAUCUAGCUCUCUCUUGAAAGCAUCCAGAGAACUGGCCUCCACCGUCCUCUGAGGCAGACUAAUUCAGACUAAUCCCGCACUAAUGAAGAACCUGUCCGUCUAUAUCCAUUGUCGGCUCCACAGCCGUGUGUGGCCUUCUGUUACCCAACUCCCUGCUGACCUCCAGUUGAUGACUCACCCUCACUGCUUCUGUGAUCAAUGCGUCAAUAUCUGUGUUACAUUUUGUUGUUAUGACUGAAUGAUAGUAAAACCUCAAGGUGAAACAUUACCAGAUUUUAAUGGUCUUUGAUUUCAGAAAGUGAAAUCGUGAAAUCAGAAUUGUUAUUUCUUUAAGAAUAAAUGAUUGGAGACUGUU